This is a messenger RNA of Plasmodium adleri (nom. inval.), 1143 nucleotides long. Its product is annotated as actin-related protein. NCBI's taxonomy places the organism in Eukaryota, Apicomplexa, Aconoidasida, Haemosporida, Plasmodiidae. The record is from RefSeq and is a predicted model, not a curated record. Bases 1 to 1143 code for a protein of 380 amino acids. The transcript has 10 exons.
AUGAACAACGAUUAUGUAAAUAAUAUUUAUCCUAAUCAGCCUAUUAUAAUAGACAAUGGAACUGGAUAUAUAAAGAGUGGAUUUGCUGGGGAGGAUAUACCCUCACUUGUAUUUCCAUCUUAUGUAGGGAGACCAAAAUAUAAACGUGUGAUGGCAGGAGCUGUUGAGGGAAAUAUAUUCGUAGGGAAUAAAGCCGAAGAAUAUAGAGGUCUUUUAAAAGUAACUUAUCCUAUUAAUCAUGGAAUCAUUCAGAAUUGGAAUGAUAUGGAGAAUAUAUGGAUUCAUGUUUAUAAUUCUUUAAAAAUUAAUUCAGACGAGCACCCUAUCCUAUUAACUGAAGCACCUUUAAACCCUCAAAAAAAUAAAGAAAAAAUUGCUGAAGUUUUUUUUGAGACCUUCAAUGUACCUGCUUUGUUUAUUUCUAUGCAAGCCAUUUUAUCUUUAUAUUCUUGUGGAAAGACUAAUGGAACAGUCUUAGAUUGUGGUGAUGGUGUAUGUCAUUGUGUGUCUAUAUAUGAAGGAUAUAAUAUAACCAAUACAAUAACAAGAACAGAUGUCGCAGGUAGAGAUAUAACAAACUACCUAAGCUAUUUGUUAAGAAAAAAUGGGCACUUAUUUAAUACAUCUUCAGAAAUGGAAGUUGUUAAGAAUAUGAAAGAAAACUGUUGUUAUGUUUCUUUUAAUAUGAGCAAAGAAAAAAACUCUUCAGAAAAAUCUGUUACUACUUUGCCGUAUAUACUGCCGGACGGAUCUCAAAUAUUGAUUGGAUCGGAGAGAUAUAGGGCACCGGAAGUUUUGUUCAAUCCUUCCAUUUUAGGAUUAGAAUAUUUGGGUCUUUCUGAAUUAAUCGUAACAUCAAUAACAAGGGCUGAUAUGGAUCUUAGAAAAACUUUAUAUUCUCAUAUUGUAUUAUCAGGAGGAACUACAUUAUUCCAAGGAUUUGGAGAUCGCUUGUUAAACGAAAUAAGAAAAUUUGCUCCCAAGGAUAUAACAAUAAGAAUUAGUGCCCCUCCUGAACGUAAAUUCAGUACAUUCAUUGGAGGAUCGAUUUUAGCCUCCUUAGCAACUUUCAAAAAAAUAUGGAUAUCCAAACAAGAAUUUGAUGAAUACGGGUCAGUUAUAUUACAUAAAAAGUCUUUUUGA